Messenger RNA from Ambispora gerdemannii, 286 nucleotides. Lineage: Eukaryota; Fungi; Glomeromycota; Glomeromycetes; Archaeosporales; Ambisporaceae. The record is from the annotation of a GenBank genome assembly.
AUGACAACAACAGCACAAUCACAAGUACAAAUUCAACAGCAACAAUAUGAACUACAAGGACCUCAACAAAGUGUAAAAGCUUUAUUAUACCUGGCAGUAAUUUCAGUGUUCAUGAGAGCAAGUAUCGCUGUUGGACCAUCACUUCCUGCAACAACAACAACAGCAAAUUACUUGCAAUACGACAAUGUUCUAUCAACAACAGAACAAUUUCAGCCGAUAGGAGAUAAUAAUAACUCGAUGGGAGUUUUCGGAGUUGUGUUGGCUAGUGCUGCUGCUUUAUUGAAUG